Stylonychia lemnae is the source of this 984-nucleotide messenger RNA. Lineage: Eukaryota; Ciliophora; Spirotrichea; Sporadotrichida; Oxytrichidae. The record is from the annotation of a GenBank genome assembly.
AUGAACAGAGAGUAUUCACUAUAUGAUGAUCUUGAACAGUAUGCUGAUACUGAAAAUAGAGGAGGAAUAGUCGUCAUUCCAGCUGAUUCUUUGCAGAAAUUAGCAUCAGUGCAAAAUUUUGACCAUCAAUCAGUAGCACAUAAACAUUCUAGGAGAAAAAUAUUUAAUGGGAAGGUUGAUCCUUUAAAGUUCACAUCAGGUUUAGCCCUAUUUUUGGUUAUAAUUGGACUGUUGAUUACAAUCUUAAUGUAUCGAUAAGAAGCAAAUCUAUUCUUAGAAGCCUAUAUAGAAUGGAUUGAAACUCAUCAAAUUAUGGGGGUAUUUGUAUUUUUAAUUGUGAAUAUCAUAAUUGUUCCUCUGAUGAUUCCUGGCACUAUACUAGCAAUAUUAGGCUCAUAUAUUUAUGCGAUCAUCUACGGGAAAGUCCUUGGCUAUUUCGUUAUAUAUUUCCUAGUAGUUAUCAGUAAUACAAUAGGUGCAUUCCUAUCUUUUAUCAUUUCUAGAGGUCUAUUUUACGAAUGUCUCAGCCCUUACUUGCACAACUACAGAUACCUUAGGGCUAUGAAUAGAGGCAUUAAAAAGCAUGGGUUUAAGUUUAUUUUCCUUAUCAGAAUGUGCCCAGUUGUCCCAUAUAAUGUAUUUAAUUAUGUCUCAGCAGUGACUGACGUUAAUCUCAAGCAGUAUUUUUGGGGAACUCUAUUUGGAAUGAUGCCUCUUAAAGCAAUUGAGAUAUUCAUUUUCAUCAAUAUAACAGUCGAUAUCUCUAAGAUAAUUGAAGGCAAAUACAAGCUUGGCUCUAUUUAUGAGAUAGUACUGAUAGUAGGUGUUGUAAUGGCAAUAGGGCUCAUAAUAUUAAUUGGAUAUGUUACAAAGAAAGAACUAGAUAAAGAAAUAUAGCUUACUAGAUCAAGGGAAAGAGAGCUAAGAGAAUCCCUUCUGGAUGAAAAUAUAGAGGUUGAUAAUAAAACUGACAAUAAAUUGUGA